AUGUCUGAGAACCCUUGGUAUGAUUACGUUGUUCAACGUCCACUCGUCACACCAACUGUGCAAUACAUCAAAACUGGAAGUGAUGUAUUGAAAGUCAUUUCUAAGUUUAUCAAUAACACUCAAGUUCCAAUUUGUGGUUCUCGAAUAUUUAUAUUACUGAAACGUUCUCCAAACGAACAGGAUAUCACAGAGUUGGUAGCUCAAAUGAGAAAAUACCGUGUUUAUGUUUAUAUCGCUGCUUCUUCAUCUUCAUCUGGAGGUUCUCAUCCGGAAACGAUCAGACGUCUGACCACUCAAACAAACGGAUGGGAUUUCUACUGUGAAGAUAGCUCAUUUGAUCCAUGGUUAUUCAUAUACUCACCGUUUUUAUACAACGUCAACUUGAUUUACGCUGCAAACGUGAACUUAUCAUUAAACGGAGCAAUCUCCUUACCAGAAAUGACAGUACCUCGUCAUGAAAAAAUCUUUUACGUAAAAAACGAAAACGUGAACCAAGGAGUUAUACUUUUGAAUGCUUCAGUUUACGACAUGCAGCUUGACUAUGAAAUUAGUGAUGACAUUACCUACGCAGUUCAAAUUAGAAUUUAUGCUCUCGGAUCUGACGGCUACUGGAUUGCAUAUGAUGACUGA
This is a messenger RNA of Caenorhabditis remanei, 630 nucleotides long. RefSeq lists its product as uncharacterized. Gene Ontology annotation, biological process: innate immune response. Bases 1 to 630 code for a protein of 209 amino acids. The transcript has 5 exons. NCBI's taxonomy places the organism in Eukaryota, Metazoa, Nematoda, Chromadorea, Rhabditida, Rhabditidae. The record is from RefSeq and is a predicted model, not a curated record.